UCCUGAUGUGUAUUGUCACUUUUUUUCUAAACAGAUAUAGGGACGGAGAUAUUUUUGGAGAUGGCCUUUAUUGUUAUGAACUGUUCUGCGGACACAAUGGAAGUGUUCGCUACCCCAACAGGGGCCACGUUGUUCUCAAUUUACUUCGUCUUAAUAUGCAUCUGCUCAAUUGUGGAAAAUGUUAUCAUCUUGACGGCAAUAAUUCGCGUAAAACGACUACACAAACGUCGGAAUAUCCUCAUCUUCAACUUAGCUGUGACGGACUUAAUGGCUGGCGUAAUUUAUCCUUGUAGUACUUUUUUAAACACAGUCUACAUGGAAAGCAUUGGCUUUAUUAUAGGUAUUGUAUCCGUCUUCACCAUCCUCGCAAUCGCCACCGAACGCUUCCUGAAGAUUGUUGUAUUCCCGAAGCGUAGCAACUCGUACAUUGGCACUACACGUCAACUUGUGGGAGCAUCGAUUUUUGCAUGGGUGAUACCGUUGGUCAUCAUAUUUCCUCUUUCAUUAUAUGACGAUACUCUACAUAUUGUUAUUUCCCUUACUCUUGGACCACUGUGCAUUUUUGUUGUGAUGACUGCAAUAUCUGUACUCUACUUUGCAAUAUAUAUCAAAAUACGCUCUCAUGAUAAACGAAUGCAGACUAAUUUAAACCGAACCGAAAACUAUAGUCUCACUAAGCUUGUUCUAAAGGCAUAUGUUGUCAUAGUCGUAGUGUACGCUAUUUGUUGGUUGCCUUGGGCGAUAGAAUCUUUCAGAAUUAUAUACACAACUUAUUAUGAUAUCAUUGACGAAAAAAGUCAUUGUAUUGCCUCAACUUUGGCUUUCUUUAUCGGUGUUGCUAUGGUAUUGCUAAAUUCCGCCGUAAACCCGAUUAUUUAUUGGCUUAGGUUACCGGAUUUCAGGAAAGGGAUUCCGGAAUUGUUUGGUUGUUGUAAAACAAAAAAUACUUAAAGCGUACACAAUUCUAGUUCUCAAAAUACAACCUCUGUUGGCCAUAUUACCCAUACAGACGAUUUAAACUUAACUCAACAAGAUCGUAAAUAGUGUAACAACAUGUGCUAGGUAAUGAUAUUUGAUACAUCUUUACAAAAAAUGUAUUAUAUAAAAUAGUGAUGCCUAUAUAUACGGUAUAGACAUUUUAAACAUUUUUUAUAAUAAUUUGUAACAAUGAUUAAAAAUAAUUAUGUUUAAUUGCUUGAUAUUAAUCUUCUA
This is a messenger RNA of Anneissia japonica, 1212 nucleotides long. RefSeq names its product sphingosine 1-phosphate receptor 1-like. The transcript has 2 exons. The record is from RefSeq and is a predicted model, not a curated record. Gene Ontology annotation, cellular component: membrane. Gene Ontology annotation, biological process: G protein-coupled receptor signaling pathway. Lineage: Eukaryota; Metazoa; Echinodermata; Crinoidea; Comatulida; Comatulidae. Gene Ontology annotation, molecular function: G protein-coupled receptor activity. The coding region runs from base 61 to 951 and encodes 296 amino acids.